AUGAAUAAAAGCAUAUAUAAAUUAUUAGAAGUAGGUGUAUUAACAGGUGGCUUUUUUUUUAUUUGGUAUUUAACAAGUGAAAAAAGAUUAAAAAAAAAAAAAAAAAUUGUAAAAGAAAAUAUUUUAUUGAUAUUAAGGCAUUUAUGCUUAGAAAUAUAUAAAAUAUUAAAUGACACUUCAAAAACUAGUAGAAAUGUUUAUGAUAUGCUGAAAAAUCAGCCCAAUGCAAGUAUAGAAUUAAGUAAAUUAGAAGAAGUGUUAUUAAAUAAUGGGUAUAAAAAAAAAAUUGAAGAUGCUGAAAAAGAGGUUUUAAAUAAAUUUAAUUUAACUGUAGAAGAUUUUUAUGAAGAAUUAAAAAGUUAUGAAAAAGAUGAUGAUAUUCAGAAAUCUAUUAAUUCAAUAAAAAAGAUGUAUAAUGAAUCAUUACUAGGAUUACAGCCAAAAUUACCUUCAAUUGAUGCUAAUAUUUCAGAAGAUGUUAUUAUUAAUUUAACUAGUAUGAUUUAUAAAGAAAAGAGAAAAGUAUAUAAAUCAGAAAUAAAUUUAAUGAUUAAAAAGAAUGAAAAUUUAAAUGUAGAUACAUUGGCAAAUGCAGAGUUUUUUGAAAAGUUACAAAAGUCAACUGAACACGUAGAAGAAAAAGUCAUUAAUGAAAAUAAGAAUCUUAUACCAAACUUAUUUACAUUUAAAUAUCUUGUAAAUUAUUAUUCUAAUGAUGAAAGUUUUUUACAAAAAAAAAAAUAUUUAGAAUCAAAACACGGAGAGAAAAUGAUUAAAAUAUUAAAAAUUAAAAAAAAUAAAAAAAAAAAAAAAACUACCAAAGAUAGUAGUAAUAACAGUUUAAGAAGUACACCUAGCUUUACAUCUUUAGCGGAUAAUCAAAAUUCAGAUAAAAGUGUUACUACUAAUCAAAUUAAUGUAAAUAAAUUAGAAAAUGAGGAAACCUUAAAUAAAAGUAAUGAACUUAAACAUAACAUUGAACAGAAAGUGAGCAAUCUAGAUAAAAUAGAAAAUGAGAAAGAUGUAAACGAAAUAGAGAAUAAGAAAAUUUUAAAUGAAGAAAAAUAUGAAAACGAAGAAAAUAAUAGUGAAAACUUAAUAGAUAUGGAAUCAAAUACAGUUAAUAAUGAGGGUAUACAUGAAAAUACAACUGACAAUGAAAGCAUAAUUAAAAAUAAAAAAGAUGAAAACGAUAAUGUAUUUGAGAGUGAGAGUUUAUAUGAGAAAAAGGAAAAUGAAGAUUUAGAUGAAAAUAAAAAUAUAAAUGAAAAAAAAGAGGAAGUUGAAAAAGAAAACAUAACUCAGAAAAAAGAUGAUAAAGUUAAAAGUGAAAGUACAAUUGAAAACAAAAAAGAUGAAGAUGUAGCUGAAAUUGAAAUUGUAAAAGAAAAAAAUGAAGAUAUAGUUGAAAAUGAAUAUCUAAUGGAAAAAGAAGAUGAAGAUAUAAUUGAAAAUGAAAGUAUAAAUGAAUAUAAAAAAAAUGAAAAUUCAGACAAGGAUGAAAAUAAAAUAAUUAAAAAUGUAAUUUAUGAUAUAAAUGAAAAUUAUAAUAGUAUAAACAAAACUAAAAAUGAUAAAAUUUUGAGUGAAGAUGAUAAAAAUAAAAAUUGUAUAUAUGAUGAAGAAAAGGAAUUUGGUAAAAAUGACUACGAAUUGGAAAAUGAGCAAAAUAAAAUUAAGAAAAAUUCUGAAAUACAAGAAGAUAUAGAAAUAGAAAAUUCGUUAGAACAUCCAUGUGAUAAAGAAGAAUUACAAGAAAAUUAUAUGUCAUCUAAUAAAGGAAAACAAAAAAAUGAGAAUUCAAAUCAAAAUAAUUUAGAAAAUAAAAGAGACAUACCAGCAAAAAGUCAUGCAAAAAAAAAGAAAUGGAAAAAGAAAUAA
Plasmodium gallinaceum is the source of this 1881-nucleotide messenger RNA. Its product is annotated as conserved Plasmodium protein, unknown function. The transcript has a single exon. NCBI's taxonomy places the organism in Eukaryota, Apicomplexa, Aconoidasida, Haemosporida, Plasmodiidae. The record is from RefSeq and is a predicted model, not a curated record. Bases 1 to 1881 code for a protein of 626 amino acids.